UUUUGACUCGGUCGCAUGGUCUUCGAACUUAGUGCGUGCGUUAUAGAUGUUUUUUAUGCUAGUAACUAAUCCUAAUUCGUCAAUUUUAUUUAUUAGUUUUAUUCUGCUUAAUUAAAAAAAAAAAAAACGUGAUUUUUAUAUGUUACGAAAUUGUAACAAUGAAAAUUACAUCAGCGCUAAGGCAGCGACCAAAUGAACCACUGUGCCGCACCACUUUCUUAUACAUUGGAAUUGAUAAACUUCUUAGAAAAUACAAAUAACAAUGACUACAGGACAAACUGUGAAUUUAAAUUGUCUAUCUCAAAAUAUAACGAGAGAAAUUGGUUGGUGCCCUCAGCAUUGGGAUAAAUUAUUAUGUUGGAAUGCUACGAAAGGUGGAACAUUAGUUUACCAACCAUGUUUUGGAGAAUUAAACGGAGUUCGAUAUGAUACUUCACAAAAUGCGAGUCGAUAUUGUGACUUUGAUGGUGUUUGGGCAAAUUUUUCAGAUUAUAUGAAAUGUCAACACCUUGAAAUCAGUUAUAGUGAAUCAGAUCUAUCAGUUAUAUAUGAAUCAUAUUUCUAUUUAUACGGCUAUAUAAUCUCUUUGGUAGCAUUAAUAGCUGCCGUAUUAAUAUUUUUAUAUUUCAAAGACUUACGAUGCUUGAGGAAUACAAUUCAUACGAAUUUAAUGUACACUUAUAUAUUGUCCGACUUUACAUGGAUUUUAGCUGAUGUUUUACAGAAUCGUGUUUACUCAAACUAUGAAGUGUGUGUAACAAUGGCUUUUUGUUUAAAUUAUUUUUUUUUAACUAAUUUUUUCUGGAUGUUUGUUGAAGGUUUAUACUUGUACAUUUUGGUUGUGGAAACUUUCACCCGUGAAAAUAUUAAACUUCGUGUAUACAUGUUUAUUGGAUGGGGCAUACCGCUUAUUAUAAUGAUAAUAUGGAGUAUAGCCAAGAUAAUCUCACCAAGUGGAAACAUGGAUAAUGCUCGUUGUAAAUGGAUAGACCCACACCCUGUACACGAUUGGAUUUAUCAAAUCCCAGCCAUAUUGGUGUUAAUAGUAAACCUGAUAUUCCUUUCAUGCAUAAUGUGGGUUCUUAUAACGAAGUUACGAUCAGCAAAUUCGGCAGAAACACAACAAUUUCGAAGAGCCAGCAAAGCUUUAUUAAUUCUUAUUCCCUUGCUAGGCGUCACGUAUAUUUUAACUAUGUGUGGACCCAGUGGAAAUAACAUAUAUGCCAAUUUUUACAUUUAUGGACGAGCGUUGCUUUUAUCUAUGCAAGGAUUCAUUGUCGCAAUAUUCUAUUGUUUUGUCAAUUCAGAGGUCAAAAACACGUUAAAACAUCACUUUAUUCGUUGGAAUGAUGCUAGAAAUUUAAGAACGAAUGGUAGCCGAAGAUUUACUUACUCCAAGGAUUGGUCACCAAAUACAAGGUCUGAAAGUGUCAGAUUAACUCGACCAUCGAUUGUAGCAGAUUCAGUGUUGGGCAAAGGAAAGAGAGCCUCGACUGUUAGCAGCUCUACUACAAUGACAUUUAUUGUAUCUAACGGACCAAUCGGUUCUGUGGCUUUGACUAACGUCGGCCAAAACCGCACGUUGCAUCCACCGUCAGAAAAUCCUGUUUAAAUAUUGGCUAUUAAUGACUGCAACCGUAUUUAUUACAGAUUACUGUACUUGUCAAUUGCGUCCUACAGUGUUUUAAUGUGUGAUUAAUUUCAUGCUACACAUUAUUAUGCUGCAUACCGUUCCAUUUAUGUUAUACCUAUUUAGAAGGUAAGUAAUUGUAUUUAUCGUGUAUUAAUAGUAUAAGGUACACAGUGUGUUCCGUUCAUCAACAGCCACUCAAUGACUCAUAAUAUAAAUACAACGUUAAAAAAAAAUUUUUGUUUUUUAUUAUUUAUUAUAUAUUAUUAAUAUAUUAGCUAUUAAUUACUUUUUUGUAUGAUCUAUUUAUACUUAUAGGGGCGUUAACUUAUUUUUUUUAUGGAAAAAUACAUAUUUAACUAGCUUAUAUAAUUAUCUAAAAAAAUGGCGGGACGAUAACAUAUUUUGAACCAGCAUGAAAAUUAUUAACAUUUUUAUUUGUAGGCGGGAAUAGACUAGAAAAGUCUAAUAAUAAAAUAGUCAUACCAGCAGCUCUUCCGAUUCUAUAUUUUUAAAAUACCAGAACUUCUAAAGUAUUGGUCCAAAAGUUGUCAUUUUUUUUAUUAAAUCAUUUCCUAUUUUAUAAAUUAAGUAAAUAUACAGAGUAAUUUUUUUAAUGCUAGCCACUCAUUUCUCUUAAAAUUUUGGAAAAUGUUUGGUUUUUGUUAGUUACAUACGUAAUUCCAUUUUUGGUUAUAAAACAAUUGUUUCCAUUCCUUAUAUCUUAUAAGGUUAUCAACUUUAUUUUUUUAUAUAGCAAUAGACAUAUUUAAAGUUUAUAAAAUAGAAAAUGAUCUAAUUAAGUAAAUUACUGGUCGAUAAAAUCUUUUGGAUCAGAACUUUAGAAGUCAUUCUCAUUUUAAUACCUUGGCCGGAGGACUUUAAAUUGUUUAUUAGAUCAUUUUAUAUUUUUUAACAUAUAAAUGAAUACAUAUGUAACUAACUAAAACAGAAAAAAUUUUUUCAAAAAACUUAAUAUUUUAAGAACAUUUAUGUGGCUAGCGUUAAAAGAAUCACUCUGUAUAUGUCGCAUUUAUAAAAAGAAAGUUGAUAUCUAUAUGAAUUAUAAAAAUAAUACUUAAAAGUAAUCAAUAGCUAAUAAAUCAAGUAAUACAUGUAGCUAAAAAAUUAAAUUUGUUUUUUUAAUUUUGUAUUAAUUGUGGGAGUAAUUAGGUAGUUUCUGAUAAACGGAUUAUUCUGUAGUUUAUUAGAAUCAUAAAUUAUUUGUCAAAAAUAAAUAUGCUAUAGUAUAAGUGAAUUUUUUUAUAAAUUUCAUUAAAUAAUUUUACUGUAUCAUAGUUAAAUAGAGCCAAAGAAGUAUUAUAUUUUACAACAUGAAUUACACAUUAUGUUAGUUUUUUUUAAGCUAUUCAUUAAAUUAUACAUUUUGUUUGAAACAUUUUUUUCAAUCAAUCGAGUUAUAUUUCGUAUCUCAGUCCUACAAACACUAUUUUUCUUAAUUAUCCUUUGUCAAUAUGCGCAUUUAAAUUAUCCACAUAAUAUAUAUCUCAUAAUAAUUAAAAUUUGACAAGUCAUUCAGUUUUUUUAUCAUGAAUAUAGUUAAAACUAAUGAUGGGAAAUAUCGAAUAGUAACUAUCGAACUAUUCGAUAGUGGUUCACUAUUCAAACUAAUCGAUAGUCUUUCAAAAACUAUUUGAAUAGUAAAAAUAUUCUAUAGUUACACAAUAUCUUUGAAUAGCUUAUGUUAAAAAUAAACUAUUCAGUUGUAUAAAAACAAUUCGAAUUGUUAUUCGAUAAUUUAAAAUAUUCGAAAAUGCCCAUCACUAGUUAAAACAAACUAAUCUGAAAUAGCCAGCACUCUUAUUAAUAUGAAAAUAAGUUCAUAAAGCAGUUGUUUUAAAAAUAAUUAAUAAAAACAUAAGAUUCCAUGAAUUUAACUUAAAUUUAAAAGGAAAUAAUAAUUUUGUUAUCCAAGGGAAUUAAAAAUGUUAAAAAUUAUUUUUAGUUAUGUAGGCAAUCAAUAUACGUUUCUUUUACUAAUUUGAAAGUAUCACAUUUUGAUUAUGGUAAAGGGUUAGAAAUAAACUUAACUAAAAUGUUUAAUGAUUCCAAAAUAAAUUAAAAAAUUUUUUUUUAAUAAUUUACCUUUAAUAAACGUUAAUUUUUAUAAA
Daktulosphaira vitifoliae (grape phylloxera) is the source of this 3762-nucleotide messenger RNA. Its product is annotated as diuretic hormone receptor-like. Gene Ontology annotation, biological process: adenylate cyclase-modulating G protein-coupled receptor signaling pathway; cell surface receptor signaling pathway. The record is from RefSeq and is a predicted model, not a curated record. Gene Ontology annotation, cellular component: plasma membrane. Gene Ontology annotation, molecular function: G protein-coupled peptide receptor activity; peptide hormone binding; diuretic hormone receptor activity. NCBI's taxonomy places the organism in Eukaryota, Metazoa, Arthropoda, Insecta, Hemiptera, Phylloxeridae. The coding region runs from base 263 to 1612 and encodes 449 amino acids. The transcript is spliced from 13 exons.